This is a messenger RNA of Oncorhynchus tshawytscha (Chinook salmon), 1050 nucleotides long. RefSeq lists its product as uncharacterized. The transcript has 6 exons. NCBI's taxonomy places the organism in Eukaryota, Metazoa, Chordata, Actinopteri, Salmoniformes, Salmonidae. The record is from RefSeq and is a predicted model, not a curated record. Gene Ontology annotation, biological process: response to bacterium. The coding region runs from base 22 to 1050 and encodes 342 amino acids.
CUACAGUUAGUCCAUAUCAGGAUGAUCAGAAUCUGCCUUCUUUGGGGACUUCUCUCUCAAGUGUACCUGAUUCAGACUGAAGAUGCUCCUCAACCAAUACCAGUGACUACUCGUCUAUUUGGAGACAAUAUAUCUUUGCCAUGUCCUAAAGCAGAAUCUGAACAAUUCCUGUACUGGUACAGACAAACUGUUGGCCAACUGCCCCAUCUUGUCGCAUCUGUGUCCUAUGCAUCAGAACCUGUACUUAAAGGAGAGUUUAAGAACCCACGUUUCAAAGUGGAGGAAUCUGAAUAUGUGUAUAAUCUCAUUAUCAGAAAUAUCAGCACAUUAGAUGAGGCAACAUACUUUUGUGGAAUUGGGACAAUAUAUGGGAUGAACUAUGGAUAUGCAACAUUUUUGGCUGUGAAGGGACACAAUCACCCUACAUUGGUGCAGCAACUAGUUUCUGAUCCAGUCCAUCCAGGAGACUCUGUGAUUCUACAGUGUACAGUACUCUCUCAGACCUGUACAGGAGAACGCAGUGUGUACUGGUUCAGAGCCGGAUCAGGAGAAUCCCAUCCAGGAGUUAUUUACACCCCUGGGAACAGGAGUGAUGCGUGUAAGAAGAACCCCGAGACUCCCUCUCCUACACAGAGCUGUGUCUACAGCCUCUCCAAGAACAACCUCAGUCUCUCUGAUGCUGGGACUUACUACUGUGCUGUGGCCACAUGUGGGGAGAUCCUGUUUGGCAAUGGAACAAACCUAAAUAUUGGAAGAUCUCUGGAUCAUGUUGUCAUUGGACUGGGAGUGACAUCAGUUUUCUGUGUGAUUGUGAUCAUUAUACUCGUUUUCAGCAGAAAUAAAAAGACAAUUUGUGAACAUUAUAAAGCAGUGAGUGUUGCUCAGCAUAUUGGACAUGACAACUCAACCACCGAAUGUGAUCAGGAACAAGACCCAGAGACUCUGAAUUAUGCUGCAUUGCAUUUCUCUGAGAGGAAAACUAAAAGAGGAACAAAGAAGAGAGAGACACAACAGGAGAGUGUGUGCUCUAAUGUCAGGUACUCAGAUUGA